UAUUUUACUUUUAACAAUGGGUGACAUUGUCCGUGGCGAAGCUUCUGAAUCCGAUGAGGAAAUCACUGGAAUAAAUUUAAAUAGAAAGAAUAUUUUGGCCGCUGAACUUCCUGGAGAAGCUUCGGAAACAUCCUCAGAUGAAGAUGUAUACGACAAAAGUUUAGAACCCAACGAAGAGUCGAAAAACGUAGACAGCAUCUACUGCAACAAUUUGUUACAGCGAAAAUUAAUUGACAAUAAUUUAAACAUAUGGCGCAGCCUGAAUACAUUUACAAAAAGCCUUGUCAUUCCUUCAUCGAAACAACUCUUAACAACUGAUCAACUUUUAAUAAAAUCUCAAAUUGCCAUGCAAUCAGUAUUGGUAAUAUUGAAUCAAACGCAAAGUAGCAUGAAGAAAUUGCACGAGAAAAGCAAUGACAUAUUCACGGCCAAUUUUAUUCCAAACAUAAAUAUUUCAACAAAGAAACAGUAAACUUAAAAAAGCAAUGCCAGGAGCACGAAUCUAAAUAAAAAGAUCUUUCUCCAUUUUUUAUGAAAUAAAACUACAUAUCUAAAAUGUA
Stomoxys calcitrans (stable fly) is the source of this 560-nucleotide messenger RNA. It is a transcript of the gene Blos3, whose product is annotated as biogenesis of lysosome-related organelles complex 1 subunit 3. Bases 17 to 472 code for a protein of 151 amino acids. Gene Ontology annotation, cellular component: BLOC-1 complex. The transcript has 4 exons. Lineage: Eukaryota; Metazoa; Arthropoda; Insecta; Diptera; Muscidae. The record is from RefSeq and is a predicted model, not a curated record.